CGGUUGUGUGUCUGUUGUCGGCGCUUUGACUAUACGCUUCCGAUAGAGGUGAGAAUCAGUAGAUGCCCCGGGAUCUGCAGAUAAAGGUGUGUUGAGAGCGUGAUAUUGGGCUAAACCGAUGAUUGCGAUUCAUCUCGGAUAUUUCUGAGGUAACGGUGUGAAAAUGUCCAAAACAAAAUCCAAAUCCAGAUCUCCCUCCUCUCGCUCCAUAUCCCGUUCUCGGUCCCGUUCGUUCUCGAAGUCCCGUUCGCGAUCGAGGUCUCUUUCACACUCACGGAAGCGUAGACACAGCUCUAGGUCUCGCUCCAGAUCCUAUUCUCCUAGUUAUAACAGGGAGAGGAAUCAUCCCAGGGUUUACCAGAACCGGGAUUUCAGAGGACACAAUCGAGGUUACAGGAGACCAUAUUAUUUUAGAGGGCGUGGCAGAGGAUUUUACCCCCGAGGCCAGUACAAUCGUGGUGGAUAUGGAAACUACCGUCCCAACUGGCAGAAUUAUAAUCGUCAGCAGUACAGCCCCCGCAGGGCCAGGUCUCGAUCCCGUUCUCCAAAGAGGAGGUCCAUGUCUCCUAGGUCUAGGAGCCAUUCUAGAGAUUCAGACAAGUCCUCUUCUGACCGCUCUAGGAGAUCUUCCUCUUCCAGGUCAUCAUCCAACCACAGCAGGGUAGAGACAUCAAAGCGCAAGUCCAAGAAGGACAAGAAGAGUCAUUCUAAGGAACAAAGAGGCCGUGCAUCAGACGAUGACUCCAAGGAGCAUUCAGGAUCUGGAGCAGCAGACACUGGGAAUAAAACGGAGGGAUCCAAGUCGUGGCAGAAUACUGAGACUUACGAUACAAGUCCUGUUCCCCAACACAGCCCAGCAGAGCGUGCCCCAACACUGAAAAGUUCAGUUCAGUCUGUGGUGGUAAGGCGCUGCUCUCCUAGACCCAGCCCUGCCCUAAAGCCCAGUCCUCCCUCGCCAUCUGUCUUGCAGAGCAGUGGCUCCUUCCGGGCAUCAUCACGACAGAGCCCGUUUGAUCAUAGCUUGAGCCCGCCAAGGAAAAGUCCUCUUACCAAGAGCCCACCCACAGUUAGUUCUCUUUAUGGUAAUCAAAAGGAGGAGGGACGUUCUGGGGAGAUGACUGCUCCCAUAGGAACAGGAUAUAAAAGGUUCAUGGAAGAGCAAAAGAAUAAGGCUGAACUUGAGAAAGAGAAUGGAAAAGACAAGGAUAAAAUGAAGGAUCGUAGUAGCCCCACAGAUUUUGCCAUGAAUGAGUUAGAACGUGCGUAUAGAAAGAGCCAGUCACCAAAACGUUACAAGAUGCGGGAGGAGUUGGAAAAGUUUAAAUUGGCUGAGUUGCGCUUUGCCAAAGAGGAGACGGAGCUGGAGAGAAAAGGCCGAUCUAGGAAGGAUUCAGACAGUGACUCAAAGAACCAAGACCCAUAUGAUCCCGCAAAGUGGGAGGAGCUUUCUUUUGUACCAACCACAAAGGAGAAACGCCGGAAGUCUGAGGAUAUUGAGGAUGACGUUUAUAUCGAGCGGCCCAAGAAGGAGGACAAAGCCUCUAAGAAAGGGGAAUCUGCUCAUAAAGGAUUCCUACCUGAAAAGAACUUCAGGGUGACCAGUUUCAAGGCUUCCAAGGAAAGGAGCGAGUCCCCUCCACUUCGGAAAUCUGAAGGCAAAGAGAGGGAGAAAAUGUCAGCCAAGGAUGAUGUAACUAUCUCCAAGUCCUCUUUCUCUGUUAGCAGAGAAACCGGCCCUAGUGUCCGCCUGGACUCCUUUGAUGAGGAAGUUGCUCGUCCAAGUGGAGUGCUGGCCCAAGAACGCAAGCUGUCUCGUGACCUUGUUCACAGCAAUAAAAAAGAUCAGGAGUUCAAAUCUAUAUUCCAGCACAUUCAAUCUGCACAGCCACAGCGCAGUCCUUCAGAGCUUUUCGCUCAGCAUAUAGUUACUAUUGUACAUCAUGUCAAAGAGCACCACUUUGGGCCAACAACUAUGACACUGAGUGAACGCUUCACCAAGUACCUAAAGAAAGCAAAAGAACAAGAACAGUCCAAAAGUCGAAAGAGUCCUGAGAUUCACAGGAGAAUAGAUAUUUCUCCAAGUGCUUUUAGAAAACAUGGAUUUUUGCAAGAGGAACCAAAACACUCGAAGGAAGGAAGCCACAAGGGAGAAGGCAAAUACCGCGAAGAACCAUCAGACCUGCGGCAGGACAUUGAGCGCCGCAAAAAGCACAAGGAUUCCAAACGUGACCACUCCCGGGACUCUGGGGAUUCCAGAGACUCAAGCCGUUCCAGAGAACGGUCACCAGAGAAAACCGAGAAGCCCAGAAAAUCUUCCAAAAAACACAAGAAGCACAGGAAAGUGCGUGAGCGUUCUCGCUCCUCUUCUUCUUCAUCUCACUCUUCUCAUUCGCUGAGGGCACCAGGCCCAGAGGAGUUUCCUGCAGAGACUGAGGACAAAGAAGAGGCUUCUUCUGCCCGCUACGGCAACAAAGAGUUCCAAGGAUCCAAUGAGAGAGGCCGUGCCCGUGGAACCUUUCAAUAUCGAGCAAGAGGAACAAGGCCAUGGGGUAGAGGUACUUUUCAAGGGAAUAACAAUAACAACAAUGACUUCCAAAAACGUAACAGAGAUGAAGAGUGGGAUCCAGAAUAUACUCCUAAAAGCAAGAAGUAUUAUCUGCAUGAUGACCGGGAAGGGGAGAACGAAGAGAAAUGGGUCAGUCGCGGGAGAGGCCGUGCCAGCUUUGCCCGCGGAAGAGGCAGGUUCUUGUUUCGUAAACCUGGCACCAGUCCCAAAUGGUCCCAUGACAAGUUCAGCGGGGAGGAAGGAGAGAUAGAAGAAGAUGAAAGUGGAGCAGAAAGCAAAGAUGAGAAAGGCAGCAGUAUAGCCAAUAUGGAGUAGGGAUAAGGUCCAUAACCUUGUUACGAACUGUACCUGCAGGAGGAUGGAGAGGGCACGCUUCGAUUUCUUGUCAUAAUCCAUGAGAUGACUGGCAGACCAUGUGCAGAAGCCAGUGUCUGAUUUUAUGUAUUUUCACACCCUCUUGCAUCUAUUGUUUGUUGGAUUCUUUUGUUCAAUAUAAAAAGUUCGUAUUUUUUUUAAUCUUUGUUCAGAAAUAGAAUAGUGUGAUGUCUAAUAAAUGUAUAUACUGCUGCCAUCCAGCAACUUGCCCACAUUAGAUUUUAUCUUCUCUGAACUAGACACGCUGACUUGAGUGUAAUUUUUACUAUGCCCUUCUGAAAACCAAAUUUCUCGUUUUCUUUUGUAAUGGUUGACAAUUUUUUUUUAAAUUUCCUGUUUUAAGCUUAUGUAGAAAUACAAUUACUAUUAUGGUAUUCUUUUUAGAGAAAUCAUUAUAGAAGGUGAAGGAAAAACGUUAAAAUGGGGAAAAUACCUUAUUUUUUUUGUUUUGUUUUUUGUUUUAUAAUAAAUGUUUGUUUCGCAUAACUGUUGAGCAUAUUUGCCUACGCAAUUCAUUUUUUCUUUAUAUGCUUUUCCAUUUUUGAACCUGAGUAGUAUAAUGCAUUUAAAGUUUGACUUCCACAGGACCAUUAUUUUGUCCCAAGAAAGAUAAGGAAAAUUCUGUUAUUUCUUAAAGGCUCUUCGCAGGAUGUUAAAUAAAUCUGCUUUUGUGGUUGAA
Spea bombifrons (plains spadefoot toad) is the source of this 3620-nucleotide messenger RNA. It is a transcript of the gene THRAP3, whose product is annotated as thyroid hormone receptor associated protein 3. Gene Ontology annotation, molecular function: DNA binding; transcription coregulator activity. Lineage: Eukaryota; Metazoa; Chordata; Amphibia; Anura; Pelobatidae. The record is from RefSeq and is a predicted model, not a curated record. The coding region runs from base 164 to 2881 and encodes 905 amino acids. Gene Ontology annotation, biological process: positive regulation of transcription by RNA polymerase II. The transcript has 12 exons. Gene Ontology annotation, cellular component: mediator complex.